UCCAUAUCUGCUACAGUUAAUUCUUGGCCUCAAGUGAAGAGGAGAAAGCUUGAAGAUCAACUAAGUAAUUGCUUUUCUGCCUCUCACAAUUCCCAGAUGCCUAAAUAUUGUAACAUAAAAAUGUCCUCUGAGAGCAAAGGUGUGGAAAUUAUUGAAAAACAAGUAAAAGAUGUAUUAAAAGAAGAUUCUUGUGUAGGCAGCUUAACUAGUGAACUAUGCCCAAUGGUGGACCACCAUGCGCCAGAAGGAUUGGGUUUGAACUUGGUCGAUUCUAAUAAUUGCAUGUUUAAGGUAAGAGAUCCAGAAUGUGCAACACUAAAUACAGAUAGAUGCUACACACCAAAUGAACAAAUACAUGCUCCUACCGAUCUCGAUGAUGGAGUACUCCAGGUAUCAAGUAAAACGAAAGAAGCAAUCGGUGAUAGUCCUGGUUACGUAAUUGAGAAAACAGGAGGAGAAAUUCCGGAUGGCCCUAAUUUUGAUGCAUGUAAGCGAUCUGACGAACAUGACAUCAAAAGUGCCUUGAAUCAUAAGAAUGGUGCUGGUUUAGUAGAUAAUCGUGGAAGCAUAAGUUAUACAGGGAAAAUAGUUCUAAAACAUAACUCUAACUUUGUCGAAGACAAUGUUUUCCCACAUUCUUUCUUUCACUCGUCACGUGAUGAAGUAGUGAAUACUCAUAUAGUUGAUACUUUACCCAUGUAUGAGGGUUUCAUCAUUGAUCCCCCGGUAGCAGAUGGAAAACUUGACGUGUCUGAAGCUGGAAUUAACUUUGAAGCGUUAGCCCUUUCAGAGACUACAAUUGAGCGUGCUAGCAUCCUGGAGCAGAUUUGUAGAUCAGCUAGCAUGCAGAGACCUUCAUCUGAUCUAUCAUCUGCUCUCAAAUUGCACAGGUCGCACACCUUGUAUCAAUCACUGCCUGAAGGUCUUCUUGAACAAGGGGACUUACGAAACACCUCAUUUUAUACUGAAGAUAUUGAUAAACAGCUUAGACACAGUACCAGUUGUGCAGAGGAAGUCAGGGAUGAGGUUAAAGAAAUGUCAUAUUCGGAUUGUGUAGGUUACUCUGGUGCCAUUUUCAAGUGGAAAUCAGGAAGUCCGUAUGCAUCUCCUGUUGGAAAGCUGUGGGAAAGAACCUCAUCGCAUUCGGGCAGUUUAAAGAAACAAUUGAGCUCAAACCCAGAGCUUACUUGUUUCCCUAUCAAGGAGGACUCCUCAAUUGGUGAGGAAAAUGAGAACAUGGAUAAACUGGCUGAUGAAGUCCAAUAUGAUAUUGAUUCCUUGGUUGGAAAUAGUGAUGCCGAAAGAAAUCCACCUUUUGAUAUAGCCAGUACAUGCUUGAACCCUCAUGCAUCAGUGUCUGCAGCAAAGAAAAAGGUUCAAGCUGGUGGUAGAAUGGACUUCGUCAAAUCUGAUGUAGAUUUGAGUGCAACACGUAAUAAUGCCAGAAGAAAGCUUCGGAGCCAUUCUAGAAAUGUAAGUGAGGGAAAGGAAAACCAACCUCUAAUGAUGACUGCAAAGAAAAAAGAGAAGCUGUCACAUUCCAAUGCUUCUAAGAAGCAUGAACUAUCAGCAGCUUCUUGUUUGAGGAAAAAGGAGGAGAAGCUUUCAGAGAGAUGGCAUAAACAUGACAAUAUUGUUUCAAAUCUUACUUCAUUUAUACCACUUGUCCACAAAAAACAAGCAGCUACUCUGUGUACAGGAAAGAAAGAAGUAAAGAUUAAGGCUCUGGAGGCAGCUGAGGCAGCCAAACGUCAUGAUGAGAAAAAAGAGAUUGAACGUAAGAAGAGGAAAGAAGAAAAUUUAAGACAGCUAGAAAUAAACAAACAAAAGAAACAAGAUGAAAGAAAGAAAAAAGAAGCUGAAGUUUUAGCAAGGAAAAGGAUGAGAGCUGAAGAGGAGAAAAAUGACAAGGAGAAGAAACGACUUCGAAUUGGAGAGUUACGGAGACAGCAAAAUGAGGAGGAAAAGUUCCGUGUUAAAAAAGUAGAUGUUGAAAAAAAGUGUUCUGCUAUUGUUGGAAAACCAAUACAUGCUGAAAUAUUGGAAAAUGACAACUCAGGAGCCACAGUUUCUCAUGACAGCCUCGACACGUCAGAUGAUCAAAGUCAACCUGAAACGAAGCUAUAUGCCAAUUUUGAUAAACAAGAUCAAAACUUCACUGCCAUGGGAGCUCAAUUGAAGUCAUAUGAGAUUUCUCCAUAUAAAUGUUCCGAUGAUGAAGGUGAAGAUGAAGAUGAGGAAGAAACCACACAAAAACCUAUUCCCUCAUGGGCCAGAAAAAAUUGUGUUGCUCAGUUUCUUCUCUUUCAGCAAGAAAUGGAUCCUGACUUCAUAUUUCAUCCAAAUAGUUUAUGCAGUAUCGAUGAAGGUCAGUUUCUCUGUGUGAUGGAGCAACCUCAAAUUCUUGCAUUUUAUUAAGCAUCUCUAAUGAGUGUGAUUACUGAAACAAAAACCCAAGUUCCCAAAUAACCUCCAUAUAAGUCCCAUUGCAUGUCUUAACUUCUUUAAGAUUAAGAUAUGGUAAUAAUCCUGAAGCAAUAGUAGCACCCAUUUUAUAACCUAAAUUCUUCCACAGGUCAAAACUAUAUUGAUUAACUUUUACAUGUCAUCAAUUUGGUAAGGUUUGAUUAUUUUUUGUGCAAGCUUAAAAAUCUUCAUUCUAUGUGCAGUUCUCCUGCCUCGAAAGCUACAGCUGAAACAUGCAGCACUUUGAGUUGAAUACUUGAAUGGUUGGAAAAAGUUCAGGGAACUUUUGAGUGUAUCCUCCAACUUCCAAGUCCUGCCCCUAGAGGAGAGGCCUAGACAGUUUCUAAUUUUAACCAAUGAUCAGGUCCCUAGGCUACUGUAAUGAUGUGUCUGUAUGAUGUUUUCUUUAAAUUCAGUUAAUAUGUCAAAAAAUUCUGUAUAAAUAAGAGUGAUGUGUUUAUUUAUUUUCGAUUAAAUGAAAUGAUUUAGCAAACUUUUAAUUGUAAAAAAUUUCAAACAUACAA
Messenger RNA from Cuscuta epithymum, 2990 nucleotides. Lineage: Eukaryota; Viridiplantae; Streptophyta; Magnoliopsida; Solanales; Convolvulaceae. The record is from the annotation of a GenBank genome assembly.